AAGGGCGGGGCGAGCCCAGCAGACUGGGUUCUCCAAGGGGAGCUGUCUGUGUUAGGCUAGGGAGCGGGAGGAAGUGAUCGCUCUCUGAGGAGCCAAGCCUAGUUGCGGGCGCAGCGUGAGACAGCACAUCCUGCAGCCGGGCCCGCAGUCUUCCGGGGCCGCUCGCUCCUACGCCGGCGCCUCCGCGACUGGAAGCCAACGCCGCGCUCCCGGAGUUCAGCUCUGCCGCCCUCCAGUGCAUCCAGGAAACCAACAUGUCUGACAAAAGUGACUUAAAAGCCGAGCUAGAGCGCAAAAAGCAGCGCUUAGCACAAAUAAGAGAAGAGAAGAAGCGGAAGGAAGAAGAAAGGAAAAAAAAAGAGGCUGAUAUGCAGCAAAAGAAAGAACCUGUUCAAGAUGAUUCUGACUUGGACCGCAAACGUAGAGAGACAGAGGCCCUUUUGCAGAGCAUUGGGAUAUCGCCAGAGCCACCGUUAGUCCCAACCCCUAUGUCUCCCUCCUCGAAAUCAGUGAGCACUCCAAGUGAAGCUGGAAGCCAAGACUCAGGCGACCUGGGACCAUUAACAAGGACCCUGCAGUGGGACACAGACCCCUCAGUGCUCCAGCUGCAGUCAGACUCAGAACUUGGACGAAGACUGCAUAAACUGGGAGUGUCGAAGGUUACCCAAGUGGAUUUCCUGCCCAGGGAAGUUGUGUCCUACUCCAAGGAGACUCAGACUCCUCUGGCCACACAUCAGUCAGAAGAAGAUGAAGAAGAUGAUGAAAUGGUAGAGCCUAAAGGUGGACAUGAUUCAGAACUGGAAAAUCAAGAGAAAAGACAGGAAGUGAAAGAAGCCCCUCCACGGGAACUGACAGAGGAAGAAAAACAGCAGAUCCUUCAUUCAGAAGAAUUUCUCAUCUUUUUUGAUCGGACAGUAAGGGUCAUUGAAAGAGCGCUGGCAGAAGACUCAGACAUCUUCUUUGACUAUAGUGGUCGAGAAUUAGAGGAAAAAGAUGGGGAUGUCCAGGCUGGAGCCAACCUUUCUUUCAACCGUCAAUUCUAUGAUGAACAUUGGUCUAAGCAUCGGGUAGUCACUUGUAUGGACUGGUCUCUCCAGUACCCUGAACUGAUGGUUGCUUCUUACAACAACAAUGAAGAUGCUCCCCAUGAACCAGAUGGAGUGGCCCUGGUUUGGAACAUGAAGUUUAAGAAAACCACACCAGAAUAUGUCUUCCACUGUCAGUCCUCUGUGAUGUCUGUCUGCUUUGCUCGUUUCCAUCCCAACUUAGUGGUUGGUGGAACCUACUCAGGUCAGAUAGUCCUGUGGGACAAUCGCAGUCAUCGAAGGACUCCAGUGCAGAGGACACCGUUGUCAGCUGCUGCACACACACAUCCCGUGUACUGUGUAAAUGUCGUUGGGACCCAGAAUGCUCAUAACCUCAUCACUGUCUCUACUGAUGGUAAAAUGUGUUCCUGGAGCUUGGAUAUGCUCUCAACUCCACAGGAGAGCAUGGAGCUGAUGUACAAUAAGUCCAAGUCUGUGGCUGUUACCGGAAUGGCUUUCCCGACGGGAGAUGUCAAUAACUUUGUGGUUGGCAGUGAGGAGGGUACUGUCUACACAGCCUGUCGUCAUGGAAGCAAAGCGGGUAUCGGUGAAGUCUUUGAAGGUCACCAAGGGCCAGUGACAGGAAUUAACUGCCAUAUGGCAGUGGGUCCAAUCGACUUUUCACACCUGUUUGUCACAUCAUCAUUUGACUGGACUGUGAAACUGUGGACCACAAAGCACAACAAGCCGCUCUACUCCUUUGAAGACAAUGCAGACUAUGUGUACGAUGUCAUGUGGUCCCCUGUGCAUCCCGCGCUCUUUGCCUGCGUGGACGGGAUGGGGCGCUUGGACCUCUGGAACCUCAACAACGACACCGAGGUUCCAACAGCAAGUGUGGCCAUUGAGGGAGCCUCUGCACUAAACCGUGUUCGUUGGGCUCAAGGUGGCAAAGAAGUUGCUGUUGGGGACUCUGAAGGCCGUAUUUGGAUCUAUGAUGUUGGAGAGGUGAAAAGAAGAAAAUGCAAGAGAAGGAAGAAAGCACAAAAAAAAGUGGAGGAAGAGGGAAUAAACAUUGAAGGAAAACUUGCCGUUCCCCACAGUGAUGAAUGGACUCGCUUUGCCAGGACCCUUGUGGAGAUCCGUGCUAACAGAGCUGAUAGCGAGGAAGAAGGCACCAUGGAGUUAGCUGCCUAGUAGAAAUGAGCUGCCUCCAUCCCAGUCCCAGUCCUCACCAACUACAGCUCAUUGUGUGCAGUCAAGUCCAUUUAGUCUAUCAGUGUCCAUUCAGUUUCAGCAUUGCUGUGAUAAUUUAAGUACGAUAUUGUGUCAGUUAUGCCCCAAGUGUUCCAAAUGUUGUGCCCCACUCUGCUUUCCAGUGACCUGAAAUCCAUCAGAGUGUUUCUAUCUUUAUAUUUCUUUCUCAAAAAAUGAGGGGGGUUGCUUUAUGGGUUUGGUUGUUGCCUUUAACUGCUUAGUAGCUGUAUUUAAUAGCUGGAAACCUCUGGUUAAAAUUGUGCUUACAUGCACUUCUGGCAUAGGCCUAUUAAAUCCAUAUGAAGUCAGAUAUGAUUAGGUACAGAUGUUGGUGUGCUUCAUGAUAUGGGACAGGGCCAAAGACUUGAGAUGUUGUGUUUUACAUGGUGACUCACAUUAUGAAUGGAUUUACUAGAAGAAAAUUGCUGCUACUUAUUUAUUGUGGUGUGCUGCAUGGAACAUAUUUAUUUGAAAGCAUUAAAAUAAAUGAUCCUAGAGCAUGUACAUAAUGAGAGGAUUGUAUUGUCUCUCUGCUGCUGUUGAGGUUACAUUAAGUUCCAAAUAACAAUUACAGUAUGCCGGUUCCACUGAGGGCAUGAAGUCUUUAGAGGUUUGUUACAGUGAACAGAAUGAAUUUUAAUGCCUAUUAUUUCUAGGUACUUUAACAAUAUUUCAAAUAUAGUUAACCAUUGAUACUUGUCAUUGAAGCUAACAUAGUCUGACAAAAGUCUGUGGUUCCUAAAUAUGACAACAGUAUUGCCAAUAAAAUGUUUCAAACCUG
This is a messenger RNA of Erinaceus europaeus (western European hedgehog), 3060 nucleotides long. It is a transcript of the gene DYNC1I1, whose product is annotated as dynein cytoplasmic 1 intermediate chain 1. Gene Ontology annotation, biological process: transport along microtubule. The record is from RefSeq and is a predicted model, not a curated record. Gene Ontology annotation, molecular function: dynein heavy chain binding; dynein light chain binding. Gene Ontology annotation, cellular component: cytoplasmic dynein complex. The transcript is spliced from 18 exons. NCBI's taxonomy places the organism in Eukaryota, Metazoa, Chordata, Mammalia, Eulipotyphla, Erinaceidae. Bases 255 to 2219 code for a protein of 654 amino acids.